This is a messenger RNA of Limulus polyphemus (Atlantic horseshoe crab), 676 nucleotides long. RefSeq names its product solute carrier family 13 member 2-like. Lineage: Eukaryota; Metazoa; Arthropoda; Merostomata; Xiphosura; Limulidae. The record is from RefSeq and is a predicted model, not a curated record. Gene Ontology annotation, cellular component: membrane. Gene Ontology annotation, molecular function: succinate transmembrane transporter activity; citrate transmembrane transporter activity. Gene Ontology annotation, biological process: monoatomic anion transmembrane transport; citrate transport. The transcript is spliced from 4 exons. Bases 139 to 675 code for a protein of 178 amino acids.
AUUCUAUUGUUUUAAUUAUCGGCACUUGACAUGUUGUUAUAGCCAUUGCUAAGACUUCAGUCUUCCUCCAAACCGAAGACGUCUUUAUUUUUUAAUAGUGCUACUCAUCCAUUUCAAAUUUUCACAAGAACCAUAAUAAUGACUUCUUCGAAAGUUAGACAACGAAUAAUCGAGGUAUUAAUUGACUGGAAUAAGAUAAUAAUCACAGUAGGUGCGCCCUUGAUACUGCUGCCCCUGCCCGUAGCGGCUGGUACUCAGGAAUCAAAGUGUGGAUUUCUUGUGUUACUGAUGGCUGUUUAUUGGAUGACUGAAGCAAUUCCACUUCCGGUUACGGGCCUACUUCCUAUUGUGUUCUUACCAUUGAUGGGAAUUAUGGAUACCGCUGCUACCUGUUAUCCGUAUAUGAGAGAUGCAAUAAUGAUUGGAUUGGGUGGAAUCCUAGUGGCGAUAGCUGUAGAACACUGCAACCUACACCAAAGAAUUGCUUUGCGUGUUCUCCUAAGUGUUGGAACAACACCUAGAUGGUUGAUGUUGGGGUUUAUGUUGACUAGUACAAUCUUGUCUAUGUGGAUUGGACCUACCCCUACUGUAGCUAUGAUGAUCCCUAUUGUAGACUCUGUAUUAAAAGAACUGGACAAUUCCAUUGAACUCCCAAGUAUGACCUUAAACUAUUGAA